Messenger RNA from Malus domestica (apple), 1351 nucleotides. Its product is annotated as pyridoxal 5'-phosphate synthase-like subunit PDX1.2. Gene Ontology annotation, biological process: amino acid metabolic process; pyridoxal 5'-phosphate biosynthetic process; pyridoxine biosynthetic process. Lineage: Eukaryota; Viridiplantae; Streptophyta; Magnoliopsida; Rosales; Rosaceae. The record is from RefSeq and is a predicted model, not a curated record. Gene Ontology annotation, molecular function: amine-lyase activity.
GACAGACACCAUGCAAAGAUGCAAUCAAUCUUGGCACAUGGAACCGAAGUUUCUACAUUUUCCUACGCCACCGAUCAAAACACACGAGUCAGCAGUCAAUCACAAACAUACCAGAAACUUCCACCACCCACACGAAGCUUCAAGAACCACCUCCUUCCUCAAUCCCUCUCAUCUCCCUCCAGUUUUCUCUAAAUAUACACAAUCUCCACCUCCCAAAUCCAACCAAAUCUCCAGGUCUCCGAUCUCCUCGCGGCAUUUAAUUUCGUUCAGGCAUUUUCACAAACACCUCGAUGGCGGCAGAGGACGGCGCGGUCACAAUCUACAACAGCAGCGCAAUCACCGAUGCCAAAAACAAGCAGAAUCCAUAUUCGAUGAAGGUCGGCCUUGCCCAGAUGCUCCGCGGCGGCGCCAUUGUCGAGGUUAACACCCUCGAGCAAGCCAAGCUCGCCGAAGACGCCGGCGCUUGCUCUGUCAUCGUCUCCGACCCGCCCCGCACCCGAGGCAUUUCGCGCAUGUCCGACCCCUCUCUCAUCAAGGACAUCAAACGUGCCGUUUCGAUCCCCGUCGUGGCCCGAUCACGGAUCGGGCAUUUCGUCGAGGCCCAGAUCCUCGAAUCCAUCGGGGUCGACUAUAUCGACGAGAGCGAGUAUCUGGCCAUGGCGGACGAGGAGCAUUUCAUAAACAAGCACAAUUUCCAGAUCCCUUUCGUCUGCGGAGCUCAAACUCUCGGCGACGCGUUGUGGAGAGUGAGAGAAGGUGCUGCAGUCAUCAGAAUCCAAGGGGAUCUAUCCGGGUCCGGCAAUGUCUCCAUGACUGUAAAAAACGUGAGGUGCGUAAUGGGUCAGAUUAGGCUGCUCAACAACAUGGACGACGACGAAGUCUUCGCGUUUUCGAAGACAAUCCAAGCGCCGUACGACCUGGUUGCUCAAUCCAAGCAAAUGGGUCGGCUGCCUGUGAUGCUAUUCGCCGCCGGUGGCAUCGUGACGCCGGCCGACGCAGCGCUGAUGAUGCAGUUGGGUUGCGACGGAGUGUUUAUCGGGUCGGAUGUAUUCAAUUGUUCGGAUCCGUAUAAGCGGGUGAUGGGCAUUGUUCAGGCGGUUAGGAACUACAAUGAUCCGCAUGUGCUGGUGGAGGUGAGUUCCGGGUUGUCGGGCCUGAUGGCGGGUUUGGGCGAGGACAGGAUCGAACCGUUUGGCGGCGGCCAUGGAGGUGUUUGAUUAGGAAUCAUGCACCUCAGAGCAAUCUCAUAAGUAGCAAAAAUUGCCCCAUUCACCAGAAAUGCUCUAGAAACCGCAGUUCCUAAUCCUCGCCAUAGCACCCCAUAACCAUCAUCUCUCACACUCUUCCGAAA